UGUUCAGUUUGCAAUUUCAACAAUGGUUGAAUGACCAAGCAGAGUUGACUUGUUAUUUGUUUGAAAUUCAAUUGUUGCUUGCAUUUGUUUGAAUUAUAACUACAGUAUAUAGCAAAAUAGUAUAAACAAAGAUUAUUUUUCUAUCGUCAAAAUAUUGAUUUUUAAUAUGUCACAGAUAUGACGGAUAAAGAAGAAGUUGAUGUAAAUGAAAAGUUUACGAAUUUAUUAUUUGCUGAAGAAAAUGCCCAACGUAUAGGUUAUUUGGAAGGUUAUGAAAUUGGGAAAACACAAUUAACAGAUGGGUUUCAUCUUGGAUAUCAUAGAACCAGUUUGAUAGCUGCACAAUUAGGAUAUUAUAGUGGUGUCUUAGAACAGUAUUUAAACAAUAAUACGUGUAACUCAGAAAAAAAUAUUCAGAUCGCACAACAACUUUUGAAAGAUAUUUAUAAUUUUCCAAGAAUUAAUGAUGAGACUGUAGAUAUAUCGAAGGCUUUUGAUAACAUUAAAUUUAAGUAUGCCAAAUUUUGUUCAUUAACAAAAAUAUCUUCUUCGUAUCCAGAAGCGGAUAAGCUUGAUUUUUAGUAAAGCAAGAAUGGCACA
Megachile rotundata (alfalfa leafcutting bee) is the source of this 600-nucleotide messenger RNA. RefSeq lists its product as uncharacterized. NCBI's taxonomy places the organism in Eukaryota, Metazoa, Arthropoda, Insecta, Hymenoptera, Megachilidae. The record is from RefSeq and is a predicted model, not a curated record.